Molecule: messenger RNA, 1552 nt
Organism: Durusdinium trenchii
Lineage: Eukaryota; Dinophyceae; Suessiales; Symbiodiniaceae
Source: the annotation of a GenBank genome assembly
AGGAUUUGGAGGCUCAAGCACGGUGCAAGUUGCGUAGUUCUCACAGGUCCUGAGAAGAUGCCGAUUGAGAAGAUUCAUGCCCGUCAGAUCUUCGACAGCCGUGGCAAUCCCACCGUAGAGGUUGAGGUGACCACGGAGAAGGGUAUCUUCCGGGCCGCGGUACCUAGUGGUGCAAGCACCGGUGAGAACGAAGCUUGUGAGCUUCGGGAUGGGGGCUCUGACUACAUGGGAAAAGGUGUAAAGAAGGCAGUGAGCAAUGUCACCUCGAAGAUCGGCCCAGCGCUGGUCGGCAAGGAUCCCGCAGAUCAGCAGACCAUCGACAAGGUGAUGCUCGAUCUUGAUGGCACCGAGAACAAGACCAACUUGGGUGCCAACGCGAUCUUAGGUGUUUCGAUGGCAUGCUGCAGAGCUGGAGCUGCACAGAAAGGCAUUUCUUUGUACAGGCACAUCAAUGAGCUUGCUGGCAAGCCUCCUAUGUGCAUGCCAGUGCCUUGCUUCAACGUCAUCAACGGUGGCGUUCAUGCCGGGAACUACUUGGCUUUUCAGGAGUUCUUCCUGAUCCCACUGGGAGCGACAACUUUUGCGGAGGCAAUGAAGCUUGGCUCGGAGACAUACCACAACCUCAAGAGCAUCAUUAAGAAGAAGUAUGGCUUGGACUCCACAGCAGUGGGUGAUGAGGGCGGCUUUGCACCUGCUGUCAACGAUGCAGAAGAGGGCCUGAAGCUGCUCUUGGAAGCCAUUGAUCAAGCAGGGCACACAGGGAAGAUCUUGAUCGGCUCUGAUCCAGCAUCUUCAGAGUUCUGGAAGGGGGAGGAGCAAAAGUAUGAUCUGGACUUCAAGUGCAAAGCGCCCAGGCCGGAGCAGAAGAAGUCCCGAGAGGAGAUGGUCGCCCUCUACAAGCACUUUUGUGACACUUAUCCCAUUGCCCUUUUGGAGGACCCCUUUGCAGAAGAGGACUUUGAAGGUCAUGCGCAACUUACGGCGAUUGUGGGUGACAAGGUGGAAAUCGUGGGGGACGACCUUUACUGCACAAACACCAAGCGAGUGCAGAUGGGCUUGGACAAGAAGGCCACCAAUGCAAUGCUCCUAAAGGUGAAUCAAAUUGGAAGCGUCACAGAGUCCAUUGCGGCCUGGAAGUUAUGCAAAGACAACAAGUGGGGUGUCUUCGUUUCUCACCGAUCAGGUGAAACCGAGGAUACUUUCAUUGCUGACCUGACCGUCGGUUUGGGAACUGGCCACCUGAAGACUGGCGCGCCAUGCAGGAGCGAGCGUCUGUCGAAAUACAACCAGCUCUUACGGAUCGAGGAGGAGUCUGGACUCAAGUUUUGUGGGAAGCACUUCCGACAGCCCUGGACCUUGGAGAGCUCUGGUGGCUACUAAGCCAGAGGACCCGAUUUCCAGAUUGUCCUUCCCUAUUUUAAGCGUAUGAGACAUUUGGUCGGACUUGUUUCAUGUCUUUUGUUCUACCGACUGGAUGGAUGUGGCGAGAUAAAGCCGUUUCACCAAUCCAAUUCGGUUGAGCUUGACCGAUUGAUUUCGAGGAAGUUUGUCG